AAAAAAACUAUGGACUUUUCUUUUUUUAAUUUCAGGGAAGAAUCAAGCCCAUCUUUCGCAAAAAAUGAGUAGUGUCGUCACUUUUUUUUGCCAACUGAAUAAGGUAAUGAGGUUGAAGUUAUCUUUCGACCAUUUCAAUUUUCAAUUUCAACCAUUUCAGAAGGAGAAACUGAUUGAAAAAAACUUCGUAGUAUGGUAUUGAUGUAACUAGUCAACAGCUAAAAUCAAAAUUUUCAAUUUUUUCUCACAAUUUUUGGCGAAAAUUGAAAUUAAAAAUUCAUAACUUACAAAUUUCCGUGACUUAUUUCAAGUGCAAUCAAAAAGGUGAACUGAUGAAGUGUUUAUCUUUUUUAUCAGUUUCAUAUUUUUCUCGUUUAUCUAGUCGUUUUUAAAAAAUUUAAAAUUUUCAAAAUACUCCGAUUUGAAGAAAAAUUCUUGAAAAUUAUACCCUGUGAGUUUCUCUUGCUGUUCGUAAAAAAUGUUACACUCGCGUCUUUAAGCAAUGGCUGAGCAACUUAAAAUAUUAGUUUGUGGAGACGUAGAAGGCAAAUUCAAAAAAUUAUUUACCCGAGUGGAUAAUAUCACCAAGAAAUCUGGACCAUUCGAUUACCUAUUCUGUGUUGGAAACUUCUUUGGUUCAUCGGACGAAGAAUUUUCUCCUUACAAAUCCGGCGAAUUAAAAAGCCCGAUUUCUACGUAUGUAUUGGGUCCCAACGAUGCCACAUUCCUGAAGCACUAUCCCGAAGUCAAUGGUUGCGAAUUAGCUCACAAUAUUACCUACUUGGGUAAAAGAGGCGUUUUCAAUACAAAUUCUGGAUUAACAAUAGCAUACGUGAGUGGAGUAGAAAAUUCUAAACUCAGUAAAGAAUGCCAAAUCACCGAAGACGAUAUCGAUAGAGUUCGAACAGCGUGCAUUAAAAGCCAGCAAGCGACGUAUCGUGGAACUGAUAUUUUGUUAACAUCCCAGUGGCCUGCUGGUAUUACAGAUUUAGGCAAAAACUCUAUUAGUAAUCCUCCUAAAGGUUCUGUAUUGCUGGCAAAAUUAGCGUAUCAGAUCAAACCUAGAUAUCAUUUCUUCGCUUUGGAAAAACGUCAUUAUGAACGACCUCCAUACAAAAAUCAAAUCCCUGGAUUUGGAGAUCAUAUCACUCGACCUAUUGCAUUGGCCAAUGUUGCCAAUGAAAAUAAGGAGAAGUGGUUGUACGCGAUGAAUGUGAAGCCAUUAAAAUACAUGAGAGAUUACGAAUUGUAUCAGUUGACUACGGAUACGACAGAAUGUCCUUUUUCAUUCGAAGAUGAUGUCAAGCAUCAGCAAUAUUUUUAUGACAUGAAUUAUAGAGAUCGUGGUGAUAAAAACCGUAAACGUAAGAAUAGAAAUGAAGAAUUCGAGCUGCGUAAACAAAAAGUUAUGAACGUCAGUCAAGAUGAUUGCUGGUUUUGUUUGGCUAGUCCAAAAUUCGAAAAACAUCUGGUUGUUAGUAUAGGAGAGGAGUCUUAUCUGACUCUGGCAAAAGGAGGAUUAGUUGCUGAUCAUGUGAUGAUUUUACCUAUUGCUCAUUACCGAGUAUAUUCUGAAAUGCCCAAGUCACUACGUGAUGAAAUUGAACAAUUUAAAAAAUCAUUGACUCUUUACUGUAAAAGUCGCGGAAAAGUACCAGUUUUCUUUGAUCGUAAUUUCAAAACUCCUCAUUAUCAGAUGCAAGUAAUUCCGAUUCCAUCUAAAUUAACUGCAGCAGCGAGAGAUUUGUUCAUGGAUCUGGCUGAAGAAAAAGGUCUUUCUUUAACGGAAGUGCCAUCAACCGCCAAACUGGAAGAUAUUUCAACAUCGGAUAGUUCCUACUUUUACGUAGAAAUAGGAGAAUAUAGGCUAAUGCACAGUAUCAAAAAAUUCUUUCCCCUGCAAUUCGCACGAGAAGUACUAGCGAAUGAGAGAUUAUUGAAUUUACAAGACCGAAUCGAGUGGAGAAAUUGUCCCACAUCUAGAGAAGAAGAAGAAGAUAUUCUCAAAACAUUCAGAAAUGAUUUUUCGAGUUACGAUUUCACUGCGUAAAAACAAAUCGCAGAAUGUAAUGUACAAUUUUAUAAUGCAUUUUUGACAAUACAUAACAACAAACACGGUCA
This is a messenger RNA of Planococcus citri (citrus mealybug), 2121 nucleotides long. RefSeq names its product CWF19-like protein 1. NCBI's taxonomy places the organism in Eukaryota, Metazoa, Arthropoda, Insecta, Hemiptera, Pseudococcidae. Gene Ontology annotation, molecular function: RNA lariat debranching enzyme activator activity. Bases 503 to 2050 code for a protein of 515 amino acids. The transcript is spliced from 11 exons. The record is from RefSeq and is a predicted model, not a curated record. Gene Ontology annotation, cellular component: post-mRNA release spliceosomal complex. Gene Ontology annotation, biological process: mRNA splicing, via spliceosome.